Molecule: messenger RNA, 1425 nt
Organism: Haemonchus placei
Lineage: Eukaryota; Metazoa; Nematoda; Chromadorea; Rhabditida; Trichostrongylidae
Source: the annotation of a GenBank genome assembly
CGACCUCUACCUUUUGCUUCUUCUCAGAAAUAUCUGUUCAGCCUUCAUUUCGAUGUUUCCAGAGAGCUUGCUGCCCUUCCCGCUAAUCGGUUUUGCUUUGAAUGCGGUCAACGAGGUCCGACUUAUGUGAAUAUCACGCAUGGAUCAUUUUGCUGUACCAGUUGCUCUGGGAUUUUAAGAGGAUUAAAUCCACCCCAUCGCGUCAAGUCAAUAUGCAUGGCAUCAUUCACAGCCGAAGAGAUCGAACGAGUCCGUAGCCUUGGAAAUGAAGAAAAUUCGCAUACCUGGUUAGGGCUGUAUUCGGGCACACCACCAAAGAUGACCAACAAAGAUGAGAUUACAUCAUUUCUUAUCAAAAAGUAUGAGAAGAAGGAAUGGUAUGUUUCGCGUUCAGAACUUGAAGAACAGGAGCGACUUUUGAAUCAGGCCAAAGAAGUUUCUAGUCAAUGCGGAACAAGCGUGAAAAGUGCCGGAAGUUCAUCGUCAAAGUCACAACCGUUACCUGCACAACCGUUUUCUCCUCCAGCAUUUGUUGCACCGCCGCCUCCGCUGCCCGUUAAACCUCCUGUGCAGAAUAAUACGCCCGCCCAGGUAUCGGAUCCAUUUGCGCCAGUUCCUCCAAAGAAUACAACAACAGAGUUUGAUCCAUUUGCUGAUUUCGAUGCGAAAUUCAGCGAACUUGCUUUGAAAAACUCGUCCACUGUCAGUGCAUUCGGUUCGCCUUUGCCAGCUCAGCCGCUUCCGAAAUCCGCCACAGUUGAUACUUCGUUUCGUACGGCGCAGCCCACAAGCGCUGCACAGCCUGCUAAUCCAUUCCAAGCUCAGAUACCGGAGCAGGGGCAGUCGUUCAACACUGCCACCCAUACUGAACAGGCGCCCAUCUCAAGUAACGCUGAAAGUGGUGACAAAUACAGUGCACUGGCGGAAUUAGAUCAGAUGUUCCAUCAUAGCGGUCACACGAACGCGGUAGGUGGAGAGAAGCCAGCAUGGAUGCCAAGUGGAUUUUCUACUGGUCUCCCUCCAGCUCACUACAGUCCAGCAUUUGGUGAGCCUGCACAAGCGCAGAGAAUGGCGUCUUCUGGUUUUGGCUCUAUUCCAAAAAGCAAUACCCUUGGAGCGAUAGCUGAGGUGGGACUAGCAACGGUUCCACAGACUACGGCAUCAUUCGACGUUAUGCAGCAGCAACCUUUCUCUAAUUCUUACGCCAACCUUGCUCCGAAUCCUUUCAUUCAACAGCCAUACGGAGGUGUAAAUCCUCAACAUAUUCCGGUCAAUAGCGAGUCAUCUUAUCCACAUGCUGCUGGAACGUGGAAUAAUCCAUUUGUGAUGCCUUUCACACAGCCUCGUUAUGGUGCCGAUGCAGUACAUGGUGCGGGCGGUAUUGCACGUCAAAGCAGUACACCAAAUUGGAAUCCAUUUGUAUAA